GCCUCGGCGGUCAACGAGCAAGAUGGUGAUGCAGCUCCUCGUACGGUGUCCCGAAGGCCAACAGUUCCUUACGAUUACGGACCACCCUGCUGAGAUGACGGUUGAGUCCUUGGCCAGGCAGAUCUCCCGAGAGUCCAAGGUCGUGGGCGUCACGCUAGUCGGCGCGCCGGGACUUCAAAAGAAGUUUGGCAACGACUCAGGGGAGUCGUCGUAUUUUGUGCUCCCAGGCUACGCCAAGGUGCAACAUGUACUGAGCGAGCUCGAUUUGGUGCACGUCCAUCCCGAACACGUUUAUACGGCAGCCGACUCGCGCAAAUCGACGAUGUCCACCACGACAAGCGACAACAACCAACCCAAGCGAAAGCAGCCACAUCAGCCACACGACGAGGCCUCGAAGAAGGCCAAGAUGACAACUCAUGAUAAAGCCCCCAAACUGGUGACUACCGGCACUGCACCCAAGCAAUCUGGAGCUUCGAACGGUGGCAAGCCGCCUGCUCCCGCCACGGUCUCUACGACUGACCAGCCUGGAAAGACGAAGAAAAAGAAAAACAAGAACAAAAAUGCGGACGCGGCGUCUGCUCCAACUGUGGCUGGUGCUGCCAAGAGCAGCGCCUCGAUGAUCGCAGAAGCCGCUGCUGCCAAGGCAAUCUCUCCAGCUCCGAAGAAAACGACGGACGGAGCCACCUCACACCAAGACUACACAUCCAAGAAGGCGAAAGCCAGCAAGACCACCGACGCUGCCAAGGAAACCAACAACGAAGGCUCUCCUCCCAAGAAGCAAGGAGCGAUGCCUAUCGUCGUGGAAACCCCUGCUGUGGACUCCACAUCAACCGAAGAUGCUCCAGAGGCUACCAAGGCAAAAAAGGCUUCGCCAACCAAGAACGCGACGGCUGAAGUCGCCAGCGCCGCAACUGAACCCGGUACCAAGCCCACCACAAAGAAGGCCAAACCCGCCGUUGACAACACGUCUCAUGUCGAGGCCGAGGAUGACCCUGCUGACGCGACAUCAGAACCAAGGAAGGUGCAUGCGAAAGCUGCAUCGAAACCUAAACAUGUCGAAGGCGCCACUACUGACGACGCUCCCCUUGCCAAAAAAUCCAAAACGUCUGCGAAGCCAGGCGCUGCAAAGGAAUCAACUCAAGCAGUAGACAAGGCUACUGAUGGCGCCGAUGAAUCCGCUAUCAAGAAGGCGAAGAAGGCCGUCGAGUCCGAGGCCGCUGCUAAAGCCAAGCAUGCAUCCACAUCGUCUGAGGCGACGCCUGCCAUCGUUGGCAAAACGACCGAAGAAGCUCCGGCACCCAAGAAGCGAGGGCGUCCUGCGUUUACCCCGGAACAGAAGGAAGAGGCGGCUCGCCUACGAGCUCUGGCCAAGGCUGCCGCGAAGACUGCAGCUCUCGCUGCUGUCGGUGACGCUUCGGACGAUGAUGUCCCGAUCGUGAAGAAGACGAAACCCAGCAAGAAAUCCGCAGCGGCGGAUGAUUCGAAGAAGAGCCCCAAGACGCCCGUCAAGAAGACAAACCCUGCGCCUUCAGCUGACGCCGGCAACACCACCGACACCGAACCGUUCAAAUCUCCCCCCCGCAAGACCUCUGCAGCCCGCAAAGUCGUUGCGUCGACGCCUCCGCCGGCCAAACCGUCUACCGCAGCGGCACUAGCUCGUUUGGCGUCUCAAAUGCCCGAUUACUCGGACGACGACUCCGACCUAGAGAUUACUACCAAGCCAAAACCGAUGCCCAAGAAGACUGCCACGGACACGGACAAGGCCGUGCAGAAGAAGCGACCGAAGUCCAAGACCGCCGACGCCAGCGGCACCAAGAACUUGACGAAAUCGACGGUGUUCGACUCGAUUGCCCAAGCAAAGCGCCUCAGCAUGAGCGGCGACUUGGAGCUGUCCAAGGCCGCGAACCCUUUCCAGAAGGCGAAGAAGGCUGCCAGCGGCGUGAUUUCGCUCUAGAGUUUUUGUUCCGUGUGGAAAGUUGUGACGAAUGCAUUGAACAACCUUGUCAUAAACACGAGAGACUUUUGUCGAGGGA
Molecule: messenger RNA, 2033 nt
Organism: Aphanomyces invadans
Lineage: Eukaryota; Oomycota; Saprolegniomycetes; Saprolegniales; Verrucalvaceae
Exons: 1
Coding region: 23-1954 (643 amino acids)
Source: RefSeq, a predicted model, not a curated record